UAAAACAGAUCUUCUCCAGUGUCCUGCGAUUACAAACAUACCUAAAUUUAUAAUGCAUGUGCUGUUGUAUGGUUAGAGUACUGAAUUAAGUACAACGCGUUACGGUACUUUCCAGAAAUAAAACCCGGUAUUCCACGCAACUCCGACUCAAUACAACGCCACUGACAGCUUCAUCAUGUCCGACUCAUUUCAACUUGAAUGAUAUUUAUAGAUGUAGUUAAGAACGAUUCGAUUGAAAUGAGCAAGUCGGAAUAACGUCGAGCAAUCUGUAAGGUCAGAACGCAUUACUUCCACAGGAGUAAUCGUAAUAAUAAUUCGUUUAGCUACAAUGAGCAAAAUGACGCGUGGCGAAUCGUAUUGUUAGUGUAUAUUAUUCAACGACAACUGAGCCCUCCUGCUGAUCUCCAUUCAACUAUUAUUAAUUUAUUUUUACUAUAAAAUUUUACUUAACUGUCAUACCAUGGAUGGAUACGUUGAUGGUCAUACUAUAACCUCCUUGCUAUAACCUAUUGCAGUUGCUACCGAAGAGUCGGGGCGGGAUGUUGCAUCGUUGAUUUUGCUGAUGGUUUAUCAUUUACCAAAGCCCAAUGCUUACUUGUUACCUUGAGAUCGACCGCAUAUCCAUGAUGUGGUAGGAAUGCACGAGUUGAUUAUUGUUUUGACAGGAAAUAUACUUCAGACAGCUUGUAAAUGUCAUAUUCCGCGUGAUUCCACUAUUCGGAUGAUACGCUUGGUGUAGGCUGAACGAACACACAAUAAAAAUGAGAGGUUGUUCGAGUAUUCGGUUUUCACGAUGUCUUCGUCGUGUUCCGUUCGUAUCUGUUUUUGCCUUCCUACUGUACGUUGCAGGACUUGUAAUAUUUGUCAAGAGUUUACUCGACGUUCUUGAAGACUUUGAUGUCAUGUUCAAUGAGACAAUAGCUAGUGAUGACGUUCAGACAGCAAUCAGGAGGGUAGAUGACGUCAUAAUUUACGUCACUGCAGGAAUGAGUGCAUUUGGUCUUGUACUCAUAAUAGUUUCCGUCUUGGAGACGGGCCCUACUAGAAGUCGUGCGUGCAGAGGAAAGCUGUCUCGCUACUGUGGUGUAGGAACUACGAGUUUGCUUGGUUGUAUUACAUUUAUAUUAUGCGUAGCGUGGAUAGCAAUCACAGUACUGUUUGGCUUCCCAACGACAUUGGUCAUUAUGUUAACCGGAUUUUGUGACUCGGUUGAAAACUUUGAUCAAAAUACUUGUCUGGAUCUUACAUCUUAUGGCUUCAGGCUAGGAGUCAAUAACAAAAGUAUCUGUGGGCCACGUUUGGAAGACUUCUGUCAGCAAUCUGAUGACGUAAUGGAGUCGACGAUUUUCUCGAUCGCAGCUUGUGUAGCAAUAGCAAUCUCACUGGUUAUAUUCUUGAUCGGCUUAGCGGCGAACUUUGCUUACGUACGGACUUUUGGUAAAUUGCAAGGAAUUCGAAAAACUGGCAACGCAAAUGAAAACCAUGGAACGUAUACUAACGAGGACCUAUUUAUGAACCCCGAAACAAGAACGACAGAUUUGUAAUACAACACAAAGACAUUUAUUUCUGACAUCAUUGGCGGAAUACAAAAUAAUGUAUAUAAAAUAUACAUUUUAAAGCUGCAAUUUAUUAAUAGCAAUGUUUAUUGGCUGAACAGAUGAUCUAUCUAAAAUGCUGAAUAAACUCAACCACAAGGAAUUAUUAACUAUUAUUAUGCAUGUUUAAUUAUACGCCUAAUAUCUUCCCUUUUGAUACGUUUUUGUCUAGGCGUUAUUAGCUGUCAAUGAAUGUAAAUAACACGUUGUGUAUGUCUACAAUGGAUAUGUGCUAAAAAUAUUGGAACAUUUUGGAGAAGUGCAUCCUGAUUAUAUUGAUGUCACAAAGCAACAAAACUCGAUCGUAUCACAAGAAUAUCCACCAAGGGAAAUCCAGGGUUCAGAGAUACUUACAAUUAUCGGAAACAUAGAGUGUUGGGAUCAUUCAAUACGCGACACAAUACAUAUAGCAGACAGUGCUCAGUUGAGAUAAACUCAAUAUCCGCCAUCUUGAAUUGAUUUCGUCACAAGAGAGAUCGUGAUUGGAUUCAGAGUAAACUAGCUGAUUUGUUGAGACCGUUCUAUUAAAUAUGCGUGAAUUACUAAAACGGCUUCGUGUUAUUUGAUGCGUAGAUUUGGAAAAGCACACGUCUAUUCAAUCGAAUUAUUGUUGUUAUUGAUAAUGUUUAUGUUGAUCUGACCUGAAGUCAAAACAUGACCUGUUUGGCGGUCACUCGACUGUCAUGGUUUCAGUGUGAAAGGAGAAAUAAAGAGCUGAGCAACUGUUUGUUUAUUCUGGCCUAUGAUCUCUUUUUAUUGUAAUUUAUCAGUUAUAUUAUAUGGAAGUACCGGUAGAUGGUUAUUAUUGGUUUUAUUUUCUGUUUACUCUUGAGGGUUCCAACAUACUGUAAUAAACAAUCCAAGAUUCCAUCCAUGACGUUUGGACAUUCAGUAAAUAUUUUAAGUAAAACUUGAAAUAUUUUAAUAAUUGGUUUAAAGAAUGUACAUUGCUUUUAACGAAUAUUUUUAUUUUGUUUAGUGCUUUAUCAAAUGCGUCGCCUCCGUCCCUUACCUGCUUAAUAUUAUCGUUAGGCUAAUAUAUAAAAUCCACAUUGACACACGUUAAGUAGUCAAUCAAUGUGUUUUCCUUCAGAGCACCCCUUUCAGAUAACGUCACCACCCAGCUCACUAAUUGGACGAACUUUCAGCUAAGCCCCGCCCCUUGGAUAUUGUUGCUAAGGUUCCACACUGUAGAAACGCACGUAAACACGUGCCUUUUUGUAGGGCACGCGUAUUUCUGACCUUGUUCUGAUUGGUCAGUUAAGUUUGAGUGACACUCUGGAAAGGUUCAAUUUUUAUUAUUAUUACAGAUGAUACCAUUAUUAGUAAUGGAAUAAUUAUAAACUUAUAACCUACACAGUAACUAAAACGUACCGUAGUUAACGUAAACUUUAUUUGCACAAAACAGACAGGGUGGUGGGCUUACGAGGUAAAUGUUAUGUUUAACAUUAACAAUAUAAUGUUGACAUAUUGAUGGGUGUUGAUGGAGGUGGGGUGAAUGUUAAGUGGGGACUCGAUUGUCAGGUGGUGGAUUCGAAAUGGAGGUUUUUCUUGGGCACCAGUAUUACUGGUCAAAAUAUUGAAUAUUGUUUAUUUUAAAACUCUAUUCCAUUUUUUUUUAACGAAUACAGCCACAUUUGAGUCAGUUAAACUUUUAAUGAUUAAAUUUCUGUAAUAAAUUUAAUGGACAUUAAAAGAAAUUCCUCAAUAUUUGUGUUUUCAUUCUAUGAAUUUAAUCAAUAUACGUUUAUAGCAUAUGGUUUAACUUUCGAAAUCUAAACUAUGGAAAAUGCAACAAUUUACGAGAUAAUGAAAAAAAUAAAUAAAUUAUAAAUCAGUGUUAUAAUACCUUAUUUGUAUAUAAUUAUGACAUAUCUAGCUACUGCAUAUUGAUCAGUUAAAGGAUAGCCCAUACAUAAUAUAAAAUUGAUGUUCGAUACUUGAUUUAUAACCGUAGUUUAAUAGCCAAUUAUCUGGCCUAAUAAUAAGCUAUAUAAUAUGCUACUGGUGGAGAGUAUACGAAAGUCGUUCAGUAUUUUAAGAACAAGUUAUAGGCCUAAGUCUAACUUUCUGUUACAUCACCGUCACGCGGUCGGUUAGACUAGACAGGAUCGUUUCCAUAAAGUUUGAAUAGAUCUUCCGUGAACGUUUUGCCACGUUUUCGUUUCCUCGAGACAUGGUUUGACUUUUACAGAGUUGAUGUAUAAUAUGGAAAUAUAAUCAUGCUGGCAGCAUGCUGUAAUAUUAAUAAGUUAAACCAUAAAAAUGCAUGCAAACAUCAGGCAAUGUUAUCAGUUACGAUUUAUUAUAGACACAACCAAUAGGCCUAUGUUUUUCAGCCGAGAAUGUGUAAGAAGUUAUUUGAUCAAGCAAGUCUUUCCAUGUAUUUUGAAAGUCGAACGUUUGACUGUGGACGUUAGCCUAUAAGGACUGUCCACACACAUUGGCCAAUUCGUAGUUCAAACGUCGCUUGCUUGUAUCCAAUGUCAGUCGACGUAAACCUACGCUCUGUGUAUGUUUUUUUUUGUUUAUGUCGAUUGACAUUUGACACGGGCAUGCGCACUUAUAACUAAAAAUUGGUUUAUACGUACCUCUAAUUUUAUACCGUCAUGCAAUCGCACAAAAGGUAUUAUCUCAAAGCUUCCCACCUCACCAUUGCAUUUUUGAAAUUCUGAGUUGUCUCAGAAAUAGUGUACAGAUUAGGCCUAUCAUUUAUGUAAGUUAAAUUAUUUUUACUUACUUUUUUCUGUGUAUAAUACACCUCAAAUAAAUUUACACUAAACUAA
This is a messenger RNA of Anneissia japonica, 4381 nucleotides long. RefSeq lists its product as uncharacterized. Gene Ontology annotation, cellular component: plasma membrane. NCBI's taxonomy places the organism in Eukaryota, Metazoa, Echinodermata, Crinoidea, Comatulida, Comatulidae. The coding region runs from base 762 to 1544 and encodes 260 amino acids. Gene Ontology annotation, biological process: neuron projection development. The record is from RefSeq and is a predicted model, not a curated record. The transcript has 7 exons.